Molecule: messenger RNA, 4117 nt
Organism: Coturnix japonica (Japanese quail)
Lineage: Eukaryota; Metazoa; Chordata; Aves; Galliformes; Phasianidae
Gene: ZBTB24
Product: zinc finger and BTB domain containing 24
Biological process (GO): regulation of transcription by RNA polymerase II
Cellular component (GO): nucleus
Molecular function (GO): protein binding; DNA-binding transcription factor activity, RNA polymerase II-specific
Source: RefSeq, a predicted model, not a curated record
AGGAUAACACUAAACUUAAACUCGAAAAUAAAACGUUUCCCUUCCGUGCGCUGCAAUAACUCCGGCCUCGCGAUGGGGGCGGGCGCUGCCGCCGUCCCACGUCACGGCGCCGGAAGUGCGGCGGGAGCGGCGGAGCGGUGAGUGCCGGACCGGCGCCGCCGGCCUCUCACCGGCCCCGAGCCCUCGGGAGGAGCGGCCGAGCGCAGGUGCCUCUUUGUAUAUAUAUGGUAACAAUGGCAGAAGUGCCUCCUGACCCUUCGGAGAAACUGGUCAUCAUCCACUCCAAAACUCACCAACACACCAUUCUAGCUAACUUUGAAGAGCAAAGGAAAAAAGAUUUUCUUUGUGACAUUACUCUAAUAGUGGAGAAUGUGCAAUUCAGAGCCCAUAAAGCUUUGCUGGCUGCCAGCAGUGAAUACUUUUCAAUGAUGUUUGUAGAUGAGUGCGAAAUAGGGCAGUCGAUUUACGUGCUGGAAGGAAUGGUUGCUGACGCCUUUGGAGCACUGCUGGAAUUUAUUUACACGGGUUGUGUCAAUGCUACUGAGAAAAGCACUGAACAGAUUCUAGCUACUGCACAGCUCCUGAAGGUGAACGACUUGCUGAGAGCCUACAGUGAGUACCAGGCUGGCCGCAGCCCUGGGGACCCACUGACAAGGGAUUCCAGCAGUAGCACCGCUGUAGCACUUACUGCAGGCGACAAGAAAAGCGAAGAGCUGCCCAAGCGGAAACGAGGGCGACCGAGGAAGAUCAAUAUCGUCCAAGAGGAAAAGCCAGGAGCAAAUUUGGUUGAAGAUGUGCAGCUGAGGGAGAAUAACUCCAUGCAAAAUAAGCAGAAUUUUAUGAAAAAAGACAUGGCAGCAGAAGGAAUAGUUGUCAGCGAACAGGGUUUAGCAAGGAAAGAUGCAGAAGAAACAGAACCUGCUGGUGGAUCAGAAGCUGCUGCUGAUCUGUCAGCUGAGAAAGAUGAGAAUUGUGAUCCCAGGUCAGAAGGAAUGCAAAGCGCUCAGAGCCGUUACAGCAAACGUCGGCUGAGGAGGUCAAUCAGACUAAAAGAUUAUAAACUUCUCGGUGAAGAGGAUGAGAAAGGACUGGCAAGGAGAGCUGAUGGAAAAAGGAAACGUACAGGUUCUGAAGCUCGCUGUAAAGACUGUGGCAAAGUAUUUAAAUAUAAUCACUUUUUAGCUAUUCAUCAGAGAAGUCAUACGGGAGAGCGCCCUUACAAGUGCAGUGAAUGUGGCAAAGGCUUUUCCCAGAAGCACUCUCUUCAGGUCCAUGAGCGGAUGCACACGGGAGAGCGGCCAUACACGUGCACUGUCUGCAAUAAGGCUCUGACAACGAAGCAUUCUCUUCUGGAACACAUGAGCCUACAUACAGGACAGAAGGCUUUUACAUGUGAUCAGUGUGGGAAAUACUUCAGCCAAAAGAGACAGCUCAAGAGCCAUUAUCGAGUACACACAGGCCGUUCAUUGCCGGAAUGUAACCAGUGUCAUCGCAAAUUCAUGGAUGCAGCUCAGUUAAAGAAACAUCUAAGAACACAUACAGGUGAGAAGCCUUUCACUUGUGAAAUUUGUGGCAAGUCAUUCACAGCUAAAAGUUCUCUUCAGACUCACAUUAGAAUUCACAGGGGAGAAAAGCCAUAUUCUUGUGGGAUAUGUGGAAAAUCUUUCUCUGAUUCCAGUGCUAAGAGAAGACACUGUAUCUUACACACAGGCAAAAAGCCUUUUUCUUGCCCAGAAUGUAGUUUACAGUUUGCUCGUCUGGACAACCUGAAGUCUCACUUGAAAACUCACAGCAAGGAGAAGCAGUUUCAAAAAGCCAGCACCACUCCAAGCACCAACACUAAUGCGGAGGAAGUGAGAAAUAUUCUUCAGCUGCAGCAGUAUCAGCUUGCCACCUCUGGAGGGCAGGAGAUUCAACUGCUGGUUGCAGAUACAGUGCAUAAUAUAAACUUCAUGCCUAGCCAUAAUCAAGGCAUUAGUAUUGUUACUGCUGAAAGUGCCCCAAAUAUGGCAGCGGGGCAGGCUGCUAACCUCACGCUGCUUGCUCAGCCACCACAGCAGUUGCAAAACUUGUUGCUUUCAACUCCGCAGGAGCAAGUGGAACAAAUCCAAAACAUUAAUGUGAUGGCAAACCAAAUAGAGACUGCUCACCCUGAACAAAUGCACGUCAUCACUCUUUCCAAGGAAGCACUAGAACAUCUCCAUGCUCAUCAAGGGCAAAAUGAAGAAAUCCAUUUAGCAGGAUCUUCCCAUCCAGAUUAGCACAUGCAGCUGGCUCAGGAAUCAAAGCAACAUCUCACUCUAACCAAGAUACAAUUCCUUCUCAUUGAAAUAGUGAGGAAUAGAAUUAAAAUGUACAUAUUUCUGAAUCCUGCCAGGAGUCUGUGUCAGUAAAUAAGUCAGCUCAUGAGUAUCUGUAUGGGAACUGUUGAGUCACAGCCUGAACCACUGAUUGAUCACCUGAGGCAAGGACUGGGUCAGCCAUGGGAGCACAGGUGAAGGCAAUUCACCUGUGUGACCAGAAGGGGUGGAACCAGGUUCCCCUCCUCCUAGACCCCAUCUAAGGGCUGACUGCUGCUGGGGAAGGAUCUCUUUCUGGAGAUCCCUCCUUUGUGGAGCUUUUCAUCGUGAGCCUAAAUCUUUGGAUAUGGGUGAGCAUUCCUUCUCUAUUUGUUCCUUUGCUAUCUCACUACGAUACUUUCCAACUGCACAUUUGUUGACUGUACAGCAUCCUAUUCAAGCACAGCCUUUUUUAAAUGCUUAUUUGUCACUGGAGGGCUGGGCUUUAGCAUGCUUCUUAUCCAAGCUGUGAUUACACACAUCCCACUUUCUUUUCUGCAGCAUAAUCUUAUCUGAAGAUGCCUUGGUGAUUUUUGGUGGAUGGCUUUCCAUUUUCUUGACCUUAUUUAUUUUAGACUUUUUUUAUUGUUAUCAGUUGGUAUUUCUCCAAGUCCAUACAAGCCCAUGUGUGCCUCAGUGGCACAGUGGUAGGAAUGCCGUGUUGCAACAUCGGAGGCCCAGGUUCGAAUCCCCUGUGACUCAAGUGGUAGAAGUGCCGCUCUGCUACACAGAGGCUUGAAUCCCGGGGGUUGGACUCGAUGAUCUCUAAGAUUCCUUCCAACACGCACGAGACUAUGAUGAGACUAUGAUGAUACCUCACUAGCAAUUAAAACUUUUUUUUUCCUGUGCCUCACACAAACUCAUGGCUCCUGAGCAGCUACAUGGCCCCUUAUUUGCAUUUCCAUGUGACGUUCCAGGGAAGCGUACCUUGUUGGCUGAAGAACAGUGCUAAGAUGUCUGCUGAUCAGAAACUGUCACUUCUCUGGAGUCAACAACACCUGAAUUAGUGUCAAGAUUUUGCACAAGAUUUAGUGCAAAGAUAACGCCUUAUGUCUUACAUCUAACAAACUUUCUCUUUGCAAGUUAAUGUAUAACUUUCUCUGUGACCAUCCCCUUAAGUGUAUUUUGAUUUAUUGAAUACCAAACUUGGUUUGGGUUGAAAUUAUUUAAGCCUUUGGUUCUGAGUUGUCCUUUCCAUUUACAGCAUUCUCUCAGAGUUUUGCUCCUCAGAAACGCUUCAGCCAUUGCACUUGAAUGGUGACGGUGCAGUGGUUAUUCUGGACAACUGAACAGCCCACAUUCUGUUAAUUCCAUCACUCACUUGCUGUGUGACACUGAGCAAGGCAGUUGACCUCUGUGCCUUAGUUUCCUAUCUGUUAGGUGGGGUAAUGUUCAUACACCCUGCCAAGCACUUUGAAGAGCUCUUGAUGUGGAAGGCGCUGUCUGUUGAAGUAUGGAAUUCUCUUCCUGACAGGCCUCAGCCUAAGCUUAGGAGCCAGUUUCUAUUUAAAGUGUUAUUUUUUUGUACUUUUGAGAGCAGAAUGUAAUGUAACUUUUAAUAUGUUUUAAAGAUGGUAAUUGUUCGUGUCCCCAUUAAAAACAAUGAAUAGAAUAACUUCAGAGCGUAAUGAGCUAUGUAAAUGGGGCAUAUCGCGUUAAAACUGUAUGGCUAUUUUUGUUGACUAGAUUAGAUGUGUACAGAUUGUUUUUAAUGACUGCUGACAAAAAAAAAGACUUGACAACUUAAUAAAAUGCGAUGUCAGAGGUUUUGUUUUGCA